CGGAAGAAGGAGAAGAGGGGGGUUGAACUCAUUGCGAGCACAAGACCUUAUAUUAGCUACAACCAGGCUUAAGUAAGCGGUGCUGUUUCUGUGUGGAUGUGUGCCAGGAGAAGAGAGGGGGAGAGUUCAAUGAGAGCUGAGUUGAGAAGUUGUUGUUUAGUAGUUGAGACUUUGGCUUCAUAUAAUCAGGAGGUAAAACUCCGAUGACAGCAGCAGCAGCAGAGAGUUGAGGACGGACUCGGUUCCUCUUUGAUGCUCGCCCUCAUUUAUCAUCGUUACUUCUCUUUAAAAAGCUCUUUCUGUCCGGAGACAUUUCUCAUCUUUUCCUCAUUCGUCACUCAACUUGAUGCCAAUGAGAGCGAGUCGCAGCUUGUGUGAGGUUCAUCAUCAUCAUCAUCAUCAUCCUCAUCCUCAUAAGGAGACCUUUUAAGGGGCUGUUAUAGUCAAAGAGAGCUGGGAGGAAUACAGCCUGUUUCCUGUCUUUCUCUCUUGUCUGUUUUCACCUGAGGAUAUUAUCAUGACUUCUGUCUGGAAGAGGCUGCAGAGAGUCGGUAAAAAGGCUUCAAAGUUUCAGUUUGUCGCCUCUUACCAGGAACUCGUGUUGGAGUGUACCAAGAAAUGGUGAGUUUGGAGACUAAAUUAUCCUCUUUUCAAAGUUUUAUAUGUGUUGAUGUGAGUUUUGUUGUUAGUUAUAAUAAAACUCCAUGUUCGCUUCUUGUUUUGGGUCUUUCCGCUCCGUUAGGAAGGAUGGGGGCGUCCCUCAUGUAUCUACAUGUGCUCAGCUGUUCCGGAUUGGGGGUUCGAUUCCCGACCCCGCCUAUCGACAGAGUCAGAGAGAGUGAACUCGAGAGAGAGUGGAAGUAGUUAGUACAUAGUCCACCCUUAAGCAUCAUAAAUCCUUACACUGAGACACUUGAUAUUACUAUCAAUUGCGCUGAGACACUAUCUCCAUGACUGAGUAGGGGAGACCGGGGCUCGUUGUCACGCUUUUUACACUCUUGUAUCAGGGCUCUCAAGUUUUGAACUAAGCUUGGAGUGAGAUUUUCUUUUUUUUUUUUGUCAUGAGUAUCAUAACUUUAGAAAGAAUAUAUGAGAAAUGCAUCUUUUCCACAGAAAGAUUUGAGGGAAAUAGCUGGAAAUGGCUGUACAGAGGCUAAAUCCGUCAAUGCAGCUGUUAAUAGCAAUAGCAUAGGGCUUUAGUUUAUCAUAUGAGUCUGUUUGCCAUGAGGUGUUGAGGCCUCUCCAAGUGUGGGUUACUGACUUACUGUAAUGAUUGGAUAUUUUUGGUGCUUACGAAACCUGCUUUAUUUCAGCGAGUGUCUGUCUUCAAAAUCUACCCGGAGACAGCAAUGCUACUUUUUGAUUGGCUGUUCGGUAGAUAUACUUUAUUUGAUUAGCUUGCGGGUGGCACACAGCCUUGUUGCUCUCAGGGGAACUGAUCUGAUUUCUACCUGUUCCUUUAUUAAAAGGUUGCAACUUGGUGGACGUCACUGUGGUAAUAUUAAUGCGUGAGAAAUACAAUGUGUGGCGUGUGAACAGGUGGGAAUGCGUGUGCCACACGCUGAAUGCGUGAGACUCCCGUAGAAUGACUCCCACUUCCACUCCUUUCCCGCUCCCGUUUGAAUAAAACAAAACAUGUUGAAAAAACGUUGCAUUUUUUAUUUUAGGUAAAAGUGGCAGCCGAGUCUGAGCACCUGUCGCUUCGACUCGGAGCAGCUGCUCCGAGAUGCUUUUCACUUCCGGUGGUGACAGGAAGUCAAACCACUGUUGUAUUAUAUGCAAAUUCAACUUAAGUAGUUGUCGUCCUCAUGUUGUCCCCUUCAUGUGCUCUGAAAUGCACUUUACUCAAUGAAACAAGUGGAUUUAUGUUAAAGAUGAGAGUCUUAAAGUUUUUUUUUAAAAUGAAAAAUAAAUUUGAUUGGUUUGAACUCUAUAAAAGUGGGUCGCGACUUAAGGACCAUGGGAAAAUGUGGGUCCCAGAGUGAGACCAGUUGAGAACCACUGCUCUAAUGGACACAAGAACUCUAUUGUAAAGUUGUGGACAAUCAAAGACAUGAGGGCCCUGAAGUAAGCUAAAAAAAAUUUGUGUGUAUUAAAAACACAGCAGAUCAAUCCUCAAUAGUAAAAAUAUAUCAGGUGAAUUGCUUCAUUUUCAGUUUGAGUAUGUAUGCUUACUGUGGUUUAUCAGAGUAAAUGUAGAUUAGUUUAACUUUCAUCAUCAGUCACAUUAGUAUUAUUAUUUUCAUUAAAAACCACUUACAUUUAGACUCGGUUGUUUCACUCAGAUUUGGAAUCAAACACGUGCGCUCACAGCUGUGAUGGGCCGCCCCCCUCUUGUGCAAUUAUGUGUCUUACUAAACGUUUGGGAGGUGGCCAGGUGAGGCAGCAUGGCUCAUCAUGCAGCUGUGGCACAACACUAAACAAGUAGUACAGAGGUAUAACUUUUAUGUCAUUUGCUCAUGUAAUUAACUUUUUCUUGCUAUGUUGAAACAUUUUGAAGUCUUUAAGACAUGAUUUAUAAUGUAUCCUGAUAUAAUUCAAAGACACAUCUAAAUUAUUCUAACAUGCCAGUUUGGCCCACAUUGCACAUUCUUAUCUCUCCAGAUUACACUGAAGUUAGGAUAAUUAUGUAAGCAGCUUGUCAGCAGCUUGAUAAGAAGCACUGAUCGGUUCUUUUAUCCUCUCACAACUCAGGUCUCUUGUCAAUACAGUUUUAGAUUUGGAUCAGCGGUUGGGAACAUGUGUUGUGCGGACACAGAGUGAUUUAGAAAGAGAGACAACUCCCAUGGACAGUGUGAUGAAAUCAAAGUUCAUAAAGCUGUAGUUAGUGUGCUGUUCAAACAGGGAUAAGAGGACAGGAGGAAGUGAGGAAAGACCUGUGAUUAACCCAGAGUUUAGGUCAUGUGUUACUAUGUGCUGUUUUCAUAAAAAGGACACCAGCGCUCCUUUCCUCUAUGAUAGAUUAAAAUCAUGUCGUGUGAAACACAAGAGGUGAGAAAUACUGUGUCACAAAAGCCAAGUGUUAGUGUGCGAGUUUUAAAAGUGUGUGUGUGUUUCUAAUUUAGUGCGAUGAUUUAUUUGAGACCAUUGGCUCUCCUCACUCGCAGACUUGAUACCGACACGCAUACUUAGUUUGUAGGUGAUAAUCUGCAACUGCAGCAGCUCCCAUGCUCAAAGUUUAACUCUCUACAUAAUCAAUGUGGUAUUAAAAACAGAAGAUCAUUAAAGUUGAAAUUCAGAUAUUUUUCUGUCUCAGUUCAGUUCGAUUUGCAGUGGCAGUACAAUUAACUCAACAACAACAAUAAAUGAACAAUUGAUAAACAUGGGCACAGAGUGACAUUGCAUGGAACUCCAGACAAAGUAAAAAUGGAAAUAUCUAAGGGUUCCAAGAAUAAAAGGAGGACAAGAGAGUGAAAAAAUAAACAAGAAUAAAGAGUAUAAAAGAAUGGAGGUGAAGGAGAGUAAAAUCUAUCAUCAACUUAUAAUCCAUCACCAGGUCAGGGCAAGGUGGAGGAGACCAAAACAGAGCUGAAGGAGGGUUUAUAUUGGUCUCUCUUAGGUUAGUGAAUGUUGUACCAGUGUUUACGGUGGCCCUUAGGUGCAAAACACAACGGCAAAAGAGAAAACACAACAACAUAAACCAUUGUGUUUUCUAUUUUUAUGUUGUGUUUACCGAUUUGCUGUUGUGUUUUGCACCUCAGGGCCACCGUACGUGUUGCUCUGUAAGUACUCUAAAUGCGUUUUGUUUUCCACUGUGAUCAAGCAGCAAAAAUCAAUCAUUUGUUUCAGGUCUAUGAGUGAUUAAAAGUGUCAGAGGGGUCAGAGAUAAACACGACAACUGUCAGAAAAUGAUUAAGUGAUGCUGACAGAGACAGUAGGGUGGCACCAACGAAAUUAAAGACCCAAACAGAGCCCUAUUCUACAUAUAGAAAAUCACUUGAAGUUUUUAUUUCUUUUUAAGUGUCUGUAAAUAUGUGAAUGAGUUCAGUGUACUCUGUCAGUGUUGAAGUGUAGCCAUUGUCUGCUGAAUGACAAAGCAAUAACCACAAUGAAGGAUAAUUGCACGCUUGCUUAAGCCGUAUUACACUCAAGAAGAUGGCCUACGUAAAGCCACAAUUGUUACCGAGCUCAGUGUGCAGCAGACUUUGUUUGUCAUGCUAGUCCCAUGAGAAACACAGAUCAGUUCUUUUAUGCCUCGUGUUUUUGUUUCUCCUCCACUCUCCCUUUUACGACCUCCUGUCUCUGCCUGUAAGGUUAUUUUUGACCCCACUCCUGGCCCCCUAACACACAUACCAUAUAAACACAAAGACGUAGGUGUUAUUAUAUGUGCUGUUCUGGUGUGUUGUUCCGGGUCUCGUGUGCCUGUUCACUCCUGAAGGGGGUCCACACACACCUCACAUGAAGACGGUCAUGUGACUCUGCAGCUUCCAGUUUCACUUCCUGUGCAGCAAAACUGAGAAAAUACAAUGGGAACACACACAAACACCUACCUACACAACGCCCCACCAAGAUAGACUCUAACACAUUACACUGUUCAUCAUUCAGCCUUUAUAGUUUAAGAAUGUUGCCAACCGCUUGCUUCUUUAGUUAUACAAACUUAUACAAUACAAAGAGCCACAAUGGUAAAUGACGAUUUUCAUAAAUAAUAAGGUCAAACACGGAACAGACAAAAAAAUUAUCUGUUUGUCUUAUUGAUUUUAAAUCGUUUUGAUCCCUUUUUUGAUUUCUAGUAUAUCUCAUUUCUUCGUGGAAAUGCAAUCAGACCGAGACGCUAAGGCAGAAGAACCACCGCGUCUGCAGUACACAUACAAGAAACACAAGAACUCUGAUUGCAUUUCAAUGAAGUAAUGAUCAUAAAUGUUCUUCCUUGAGCUGUGAAACUUCACUGCACUCAGUGAUUGACUCGUUUGAGCUUCCCCACAAACAAGCGGCUGCUGGAAGAGAGUGGGUAAGUUGUGUUUAGUCUCUCUGUUAAAGAAAUUAGGCAAAGUUAAAAAGAUGUUUGAUGGCUAGUACUAUGGCUGGGACCCUAUAUGUACUGUUGAUGAAGUUAGGUGCUGUUCUGAGUGUUAUUUGUGGCUAUAGAGUGCCAUUUUGGUUGAGGUUGCGCAUGGAGACGUAGACCUCUGUGUAUUGCCAUGAUGUGGUCGUUACUUAAGUUGGUAUAACUAGAGAAUCAAGCAGUCGGCAACAUUCAUCUCUCGAGGGGGUGUCUAACUCGGUGUUAGGGUGUGUUUGAACACAACUUAAUUUUACGCCGGAAUAUCCCUUUAAUGAAAGAUGUUGAAUUUCCUCGUGUUACAAGCAGCCAAAGCUCUGAAAUCACGUGUCCUGUGUCCUUGCUGCCAACUCUAGGGUUAGGAUGUUUCUACUUUCGCUUUCCUUACAUGCCUUUUGCUGGUCAGUGGAAACUCCUCACAGCUGAAAUCCAAACAUCCUGUUCAACAUGUAGAAGACUGUUGGUAUGAUGAGAGUCACACAUUAAUAAGAAACAAUAUGAAGUGCAGAGAAAUCAUGAUGUGUUGACUGUAAAAUACCAACCAAAUCCAGGCAUCACAGGUCACAGCCCUCUGAAAUCCACCCUGUCUGUUCUGUUUGUUUACUUUUUUCAAUAAAAGGGAACUCCCAAAUUUCCCAACAUCACUUAUUUUACAUAUUUGUCUUUCUGCUUUUUGAUAAACACCCCACCUUUCCAGAUGAGAGCUUCCUCUUUGUUUGUUUUCCAUGUGGCAAGAUGUCACUUCUGUGUUUGGAUUUAUGUUUGUCUGUUUCCGUAGGCAACCAGACAAGCUGAGGGUGGUGUGGACCAGGAGGAACAGACGCAUGUGCUCCAAGGUGAAGCCCCUGUCAAACCACAAACACAAACAGAAGCGCACACACACUCACAGUCUCACCAUGUGAAUUGUCGUUCAGCUCCACAGUUGGCAGCCUGGAAUCAAAAACCCCUACAGAGGCAUGGUGGUGUGGCCCGUCCCAGAAAACAUCGACAUCUCUGUUACACUGUUCAAGGUACCAAAACACCAACACAUGGUUCUGAGCGGUUCACUGAUCAAGUAGCUCUAUGAACACAAAUAUGAGUCAGUGGCGCCUUCAUCGGUUCUCUUUACUGCCAUCCAACAGACAAAAAUAAGGGAGGACUUUUGAUACUUUUCCCAUGAAAUAAUGACUCAUUUAUUCCAUCCUGAAUGACAACAUAUCAGCAUGUGUUAAAUGUUCUGACUCAAUUACUUACUGUUUUAUUUUAGCUUUUAGCUGAGUUCAUCAUUUAUUUAUUAAUAUUAUCCAAGUUUUAUUAUUUCACAUUAAUAACUAUCAUACUCUUUUUCUGUUUUAUUAUUUUUUCUGACUGUAUUUUAUUCUCCUAUCUAGUAUUCUUUAGUAUGGUACGUUUUAGUGAUCAUUUAGGUUUUAGUGUUUUAUCUUUUUUUUAUUUAUUAUGUCAUUUUAUUUGUCUAUUUUCUUAAUCUUCUCAUUUGAAUUUUAACAUGUUAAUCUUAUCUCUGCUGUUUCCUUGUUAUGAUUUUAAUGAUAGUGUUUCCUAACUUCCUCAGAUCAUUCUGUGCCAUUUAAAUUUAAUUGUAUGUGUAUACGUACAUAUACGUGUAUCUGUGUGUAUGUAUGAUUAUAUUAAUCAUUUUUUAAUCUAUUUCUUCUUUUUACUUGUCUGCUCAUCUUAACACUUUAAGGGUUCAGGUUUUUUUUAAAAUAAUUUUAAUGAUUUCCUUUAAAACACUUUUUUGCUAUAUCUCAUGUAUAAAAAGUGUAAUACAAAUACAAGUCUGAUUGAUUGAUUAAUUGAAGUAUAAAUUUCAUUACAAUGUAGAAAAUAGUGCAAUUUGAUGUUGCCUCUGACAUAAACAUGUUGUGAAACCUAUAGCAUAACUUUGUGUUUUUCUAUUUCAUGAAUUGAUUCAGAAUCAAGCGGAAACACGCCAAAAUAGCUGUGCAUUAUAACCUGUAAUUUGUAUGAAAUAAUAGAUGUUAUUAUUGUUAUUAUUAUGAAAUUGUUAUAUUUUAUUGAAUGCAACAAAACAACAACAACGACAACAACAUAAUAUUGGUUUUACAUCUCGACCAUUGGUGAACCUGCUCUUUAAACAUCAGCAUCAACAUAGGCUGUUGAAAUACUGAUAUAAGUAGACUUCUGGUUUUAACUAAAACUAGGACGUAUAAAUAUAGAAAUGCACAUGUGCACGUAUGAGUAGCAGAGGGAAGUUUCUUAUGUGUUUCCGUGUCUUUAGGAGGUCAAUGCUGAGGAGUUUGAAGACAAAGAGUGGACCUUUGUCAUCGAGGGUGUAAGUAUCUCGUGAAUACCUUUUUAUUUUGUAACACCAAGUAAACAAAACUUUCAAAUGGGUGAAAUACUUACAGUUAUAUUCUGUACUUCAGUCAAUCAUUCCAUCAAGCAAUAAAUCUGUAUUUCCAGAUUUCUUAGUUUGGGUGUUUUUGUUUGUCAUGUUAGGAAAACAAGGGGCAUCGCAAGGUGUUAGCAUCAGCAGACUUGAACCUGAAGCGGUUUACCAGUCCUACGCCGACUCAGACCGACCUGACGCUGAAGCUGAAGCCGCUGUCCGUCAAAGUGGUGGAGGCCACGCUCAAGCUGUCCCUGUCUUGUGUCUUUGUUCGUGAGGGAAAAGCCACGUGAGUCUUUUUUUCUGCCACUAUUUGAUAAUUUUCAUUUACAAACCAACAGCAGUGACCCAAAAAUGACUUCACCAGUGUCAGAGAGAGCUCCAACAAUCAAUCUUAAUAAAUCAGCACUGUUUUGAAAGUUUUGUAUGACAUCUGUGUUGUCUGUGGCGUGAAUAAUAAAAUUACUUUCUCCUCAGUGAUGAAGACAUGCAGAGUCUGGCCAGCUUAAUGAGCGUCAAACCGACAGAUAUCGGCAACCUGGACGACUUCAACGAGAGCGACGAAGACGAGGAUAAGAAGUCUCUCACAGCUACAGGUUAGCUAAAUCACUUAACCUCCUCUCUGUCUGAUCUUCACUCCAUCAUCUAACUCUGCAUCCACCCUGUUCCUGUUGCUUUCUCCUUCUUUUCUUCUUUCUGACUGCUGCAGUCGUUCCCCACACUCUCGUUCGCCCAAACCGCCCCGCUCCUCCUCCCCCCGACAAGAGAAACUCCACUGGACCUAUUUUUCCAGCCUCAGGUAGCUUCUCUCUUCCUGCUUUCCCUGUUUGUUUUUCCUGCCUGUGAAGAGGAGGUGUGAAACAGCUGUUAUUGGCAGACUCAGUUUAUAUAACAGCAUUUCACACUCUCAUGCCAUUUGUUCUGCAUACCACAUAUUUCUCAUCAGGACAUUAAACACCGCUGAAAACCAUGUGAUCACGCCUUUAAUGUUUCUCAGUUUGUUUGAGGAAGCACAACCUCCAAAUAUGAAACCAAUAUUUCAUGGUGUCCAGUGGAAAAUUACAACAACAUGAAAAAUAUGUGUGACAGAAUCUCAAGAGACUUUUCAAGGGAUAUUCCAGCGUAGAUUUAUGUUAGGGUCAAACACACCGUAACACCGAGUUAGACCCCCCUUGAGAGAUGAAUGUUGAAGAUUGCUUGCUUCUCUAGUCAUACCAACUUCAGCCCUGAUGGGGGGCCCUGACCAGUCGAUCACCGAGUUCAGCGGAUCAUUUCCAUGAAGUAAUAAUCACCAUACUUAUCAUUUUGUGCUGCAGACGCAGUAGUUCUUCUGCCUUAGCAUCUCAGUCUGAUUGCAUUUCCAUGAAGAAAUGAUCAUAAAUGUUCAUCCUUGAGCUGCGAAACUCCUCUGCACUCGGUGAUCAACCUCAACCAAAACGCCACUCUAUAGCCACAAAUAAUGCUCAGAAUAGCACCUAACUUCAUCAACAGUACAUAUAGGGUAUAGCGAAGUUUCGCAGCCCAAGGAAGAACAUUUAUGAUCAUUACUUCAUGAAAAUGCAAUCAGACCAAGAUGUUUAGGCAGAAGAAUUGUCGCGUUUGCAGUGCAAAACGAUUAAUGAUGAUUAUUACCUCAUGGAAAUGAUUUGCUGCACUUGGUUAUCAACUCGUCAGGGCUCCCCCACAAACAAGCGGCUGCUGGAGGUGAGUUAGGUGCUGUUCUGAGUGUUAUUUGUGGCUAUAGAGAGGUGUUUUGGUUGAGGUUUGCGUGUGGAUCCAAAGACUGCAGAGUUUUGCUAUCGUGCGGUCGUUACUAAAGUUGGUUUAACUAGAGAAGAAAGCGGUCGGCAACAUUUAUCUCUCAAGGGGGUGUCUAACUCGGUGUUACGGUGUGUUUGACCAUAACUUAAUUUUAUGCCGGAAUAUCCUUUUAACACAGACACUUGUGGGUGAGGGCUUCCUUUUAAAAAUGAAGGCAUCAAAAUUAAAUAUAAAGACCCAACCAGCAUCAUCGCUGAUAAUCUUAUCUCAUUAUGUAGGUAAUGAGGAGUUAUAAGAACAAAAAUGAUUCUUCUUCAAAUCCAGUAAUCAAUUCCUCUAAAAUCAAGUUUUGCAGUUUGAUGGUUUUAAUAUUAGUUUUAUCAGAAAUUGAUGUUGUGAUAAAGGACUUCAUUAAUCCCAUCACAGCUCAUCUAAAGUCCAUGUUCUUGUUUGGGAGUCAUGUGAUCAUUUUCAUCUCAAAACAUGAACUUUUCCUUUUCCGCCUUUUUCAUCAUUUCUUCUUUUUCCAUAAUUCUGUUUUCUUCCAUCCAUUCAUCCAUCUUUGCAUCCAACCUGUGGAGGUGAUGGAGGUCCUAAUCUGCACUCCCGCCCCCCUCUGCCAAUUGCACCGCGCCCCUCUCCCCGCCGCAGCCGACAUCCUUUCACUCCCCAAUCAGAGGUCCAACCCUCCCCCGGCCCCUCCCCUCAGCCUUCACCCCGAUCUAAGCAUAAAAAAUCAACUCUUCAACCUGAGGCUCUUCCUUCCACUGACUCGCCUCCUAAUCCUCCAGACUCCUUGGUUACAGCAGAUACCCCCUCCUCUGUGCUGACCCCCUCUGAUGUGGCUCCAUCUCUAAAGUCCUCAGAGUCGCCCUCUCCCCAAAAUUUCUCCUCCUUCCUCCAUGUUCAAACCUCUAAAUCUGAAUCUGUGGCCUCACCCUCUGAUCCUGUCCCUUCUUCCUCAAACACGUCCUCUAAACUGUCCCCUGAAACAGACAUCACCUCAUUAACCCCCAACCCCACCUCACCAGCAUCAUCUUCACUCGAGAACAUCAUCGCUCCAUCCACCACAUCACCUCAAAAGUCCUCUAUCACUGUAACAACCACUGCUACGGUCCAAAAGACCAUCCUCACUGUCCCCCAGCCUCCUCCAUCCAAACCCACCCUCAUCUCUGAGCCUCCAUCCACUCAUCCUCCUCUCACCCGGACCCUCUCCCAGCCUCCCUCUCUGCCAAAAAUCUUCCAGUCUAGCUCAGGAAAAGGUACCUGCAGGCUGCUGCUGCACGUUGUCCACUUACAGAUUCCUCGUGUGUGAUGGUUUGAACUGAUUUUCCACCCGACUCAACUUCAUGUACAGUACAUGUCGGUUUGCAUGGUUUGCAUGCACGGCGUGUUUUUCAAGAAGAUCUAAGCAUGAUCCGGCCGUCAUGAGUAAAACUCGUGAAUGUUGGAUAAACUUGUUUAUAUCUGCUUGGAUUUGUACUCUUGUGGCGUGUAAUCUAACCCAGAUUUUAUGUGAAUAAGAAUAGUGUACUGGAGAAACAUCACAUGAAGGCUUAUUUUAAGACUUUGGUCACAACACAACAAAUGUGAAUUAUCGACAAAAGUCACAGAACUUCUGUAACACGGAGUUUCUUCAUUUCUUUAUCAUUUCCUUAAAGUAAUAAUCACCAUAUUAAUCAUUUUGCGCUGUAGACGCAGUAGUUCUUCUGCCUUAGCGUCUCAGUCUGAUUGUAUUUCCAUGAAGAAAUUAUCAUAAAUGUUCUUCCUUGAGCUGCGAAACUCCGCUGCAGUCUGUAAUGGACUGGUCUGAGGUAUCGCUACAAACAAGCAGCUGCUAGAAGAGAGUGGGUGAGUUGUUUGCUAAAGAAAUUAGGCAAAGCUAAUGAGAUGUUUGGUGGCUAGUACUUUGGCUAUGACCCUGAAUAAAUUGAGUGAAAUUCAUGGACAUUUCAGCAAGUGUUUUUCUGAUUUUGAUGCAAUGAGAGACAAAUCCAUUUUCAGUGAAAUGACAUUUUACUGAAAUUGUGUCAGGGAGAACUUGCAAACAAUUCAGCCUCUUCAUUGAUAUCAGUCCACUCCGAAACAGGCUUUUGCCUCAUGAUUGCGCGUGCACCUAGUAUUGUUUUAGACAAGGAACUGUCUAUUGUACACCUCAGCGGCUCUUGGGAUAAUUUUGGCAUGCGAAAUUAAGUCACUACAACUUCUUUUCAUGACCUUGCAGUGAAGCUUUGUUGUGAAUUCCAAACAAUGAUGGUUAGAUUGUUAAUUGUUAUAGAGUCAGAUACUUCAGAUGAAUCCACUGGCUUGAUGAAACUAAUCGUCUGCACUAGUGUUCCUCUCUCACUGGUCUUGAAAUAUUGUCUCUCUUUUACUCUUUCUACCCUCCCCUCUUCUUCCCAGUCCCUGUUUCACUUCAGCGGCGCCCCCCUGAGGCUCAGAUUGCAGACGAUCUCACUUCAGUCUCUGGUUUGUCUUUCUAGAUUAAAGACAUUGUGGUCCGUUUCUGCUUUCGUUUACCGCUCUUUCCUCUCUUUUCUGUCAUACCAUUCACCUCUUUUCUUUUUUUAAAGGCCGUUCUCACAUGUUCAGACCUCAAAUCGUCUCGUCAAUCGCCCGUCCUUCCUCCCCCUCUCCUUUUUCUGCUGAUGCCCCACCUCCUGCAUCAGCACCACCUCUCCCUAAAUCUCACCCCUCCCUCCUGGAGUCAGGUAUCUUUAACUCUACUCUGUCACUGUUUCUAAAUCUAUACGCAGCUCUUUCAUUACCUGAUUUUGGCUUCCUUAUUUCUUCUCUCACUUCCCUGUUUCCUGCUUCAGGUGUUCAGGGGGCGUGGCCGACAUCUGCCGUCGACAUCACCCCAGUUCCUCUGCUUAGUAGUCCUGACCUCGAUGCUCUCUGUGAUCCUGUCCUCCCAGCCUCCCUCCCGCACUCCUCCCCCCCUCGUUCCUCCUCUUCUCUACCCACCACUGUUCUGUUCUCCUCUCCUCAUGCCAAGCUCACUGUCUCUCAUUCCGCUCCUCAUCUCCAUGUCAGCUCUGGUACGCAAGGAUUUCCUCUCAGGGCCAAAGACAAAUAUGUCAAACUUUUGAAAAAUUCUCAGUCUUUACAACAAACACCGCACAGUCUGAUCCAGAGAGUUCUGUGUUAUCUUUUUUGUCACGUGUAGGCCCAAAGUUCCCGCUCAUCCAAGAAGACAAUGAAACAUCUCUGAGCCAAGACGAGAGUCCCCCUCAAAAUGACCAGACGACAGCAAACACAUCCAGACCAGACCAGGAUUCAAAGACAGGAAACAGAGCUGAACCAGCAAAAACCAGGUGAGAGCACCGCUGGAGUGUUCACACUUAGAUUGCUUGGUUUGGAUCCUUAGAGGUGUGUUUGGCCGUGAAAUGCUGUUUGGAAAGAAAAUGCGUCAACAGACACAGAGCUUAAGAGGCGUCCUGAUGACUGGUGGGAAAGCUUGGGGGGGAAUCUUAAAGGAAACAAAACCUGUUGAAAUUGGAAAAGUUGUCGGAUAAUAUCACGAUCAUUUAUAAAAACAGGAAUGUCAAGAGGCUUCUUCUUGCUUAUGUGUUCUCUCAAGAGACACAAACUCCUGAAAUCUCGCCUUGAGGAUUUUAGAUGGUCGUGUGAAAAGAAUACCAAGAGACAGUUUCUCCCACUUUAGCCGAGCGUAAACGCUGAGGGAAGGUAGAGGGAAUAGCCAGCCAAGCUCUCAGAUCCUUUCAGGCAUAUAUGGUUCCUGGAAAUGUCCCCAAAUUCCCCCAUUGCAAACUUCGACCUGUGAUUGAGCUGCAAAACAGUUAUGUUCCAUCAUGGCAACAACGCUGAUUGAGAGUCGCUUAAGUCUAGGACAAGGAUUGUUUAAAACCAGGACAUCUAAAUGAACUAUACAUACUCGUUGGAGCAUAUAGGACAUAAAUGUUUUGAAACAGUCAAACUAGAGAAUAAGGUUUAUAGGGAUCAUCUGAGCUGAAUCAUGAACUGCUCCUUGACUAACUAUUCCUCGUAUUUUCAUUGAGCUCUUUAGUGUCGAUCAGUGACAGCUAGCUAACCCUCCAUGGUGCCGACUCACAGAAACUUGCUAAAGGCUCAUUUAUGCUCAACAUUACACACCAAUCCUGAUACGGACAUGUCUGUGCUUUGCGUUCUUUUCUUCCGUAUUUCUGCAAGUAUCCUUGAAGUUUACGGAUACGAGCCAGACGGAGCAGUACCACCGGAAACCGUGGGGGCAGUGUUGCUGCUGUCACGACCCGAUACACAUCUCUAGAGAGAAACGAAACGUUCUCCAACUGCGAGGCAUUUAGUGGCCGUCCGACCGCCGCCUCCUCCAAUGCUGCCUCCGUUUCUGUCUCCUAUUCAAAAAUAUACACAUAAAAUAUCACGAGCUCCUCAACAGUCCCCGUGUUUCCUUUUGUUUGUUGUUGUCAGAAACUUUUGACUCCCCCCUGGUGGAAGUAAUGGUUAACAUCCAUGCCAACGUAAAGGACGCAUGGAAGUAUGUGGGCAGUGAUGGAACGAUCGUUUGAAACCGGCGUGUACAUUUUCAUACGUAUCGUGGUUAUCGUUUUCUUCCGCUUCAUCCGGGUCUGGUUCGUCGGGGCACCAGCUUCAGGAGGGAAGCCCAGACGGCCCUCAUCACGGCCACUUCCACCAGCUCCUCUGGGGGCGAUUCCCAGGCGCUCCCAGGCCGGGCGAGAGAUAUAAUCCCUCCACCUGGUCCUGGGCCAACAACCUAGGACCAGGUGGGACAUGUCCGGAACACCUCUAACGGGAGGCGUCCAGAAGGCAUCCUAACCAGAUGCCUGAGCCACCUCAGCUGACUCCUCUCGACAUGGAGGAGCAGCGGUUCUACUCUGAGCGCCUCCCGAGUGUCCAAGCCCCUUACCCUAUCUCUGAGGCUGAGCCCGGCCACCCUGCGAAGGAAACCCAUUUCGGCCGCUUGGAUUCGCGAUCUUGUUCUUUCAGUCAUCACCCAAAGUUCAUGACCAUAGGUGAGAGUCGGCACGUAGAUCGACCGGUAAAUCAAGAGUCUCGCCUUACUGCUCAGCCCUUUCUUCACCAUGACUGAUCCGCCUGUCGAUCUCCUGCAUCAUACGUAUGGCGAGCAUAAAUGAGCCUGUUAUCUUACUGCCUGGUGUGAGGCUUAAAACAACUCAUCUGUGUUUGUGGGCGUUGUUGUUGUUUUGAAGGUUGUUGUUGCGAUAUUUUGGUGUUUGCGCUUCCUUGCUGCUAAUAGUUGCAGUGCUUCGUACCCUGCUUCCCAUUGACCUCACCUCCUAGUGCACAGCAACAACCAUCAGGUGUCUGGAUUUGCUCAUUGGCUUGACCAUUCCCCCCUCCCAAACUACCUCCUGCACGUAAAAUCUCUCUCAGAUCUGGAGCCUGACUUCCUCAAUCUUAAUAUUUCUGUCCCCCAGUCCUCCACAAUCCCGAUCAGAGCUGAUAAUAGCCCCGCCCCCUCCGUGGCCCUUCUCCUGCUCGGAGAGCUCCACCCCUCAGCAGAGCUCAACCACUGUUGUGGCGGCUUUUAUCACUCCUAAGCAGCCGAACGUUACGAGGGGAACUGAUUUGAAAAAGCCAGCCAAUGAGACAAAGAGUGUUUUUAGCGCCUUUAAUCCAGAAAAGCCGCCUCUGGCCGAGCCUGAGCCUGACUUUGACGACAUCGUCUUUGAGUCAUUUAACCAAAAACAAGAAACCAGCAGCUUGUUUCUGGAUGAGGAUGACUCUAAGAGGGAUACUAUCAAAAGGUGUCCCACAGGGUGAGUAUUGGAGCUCAAAACUAUUUCAGAUUGAAAAAAAAAUGUGGAUUUAUUUUAUUUUUCUGACCGUAUUUAAAAAACAAACACACACACUCAGACAAACGAGGAUUAAAAGAGUAUUUAUUUAUCUGUUCUGCAGUCUGGAACAGAAAACUGGUGCAAAGCCGUCACUGACAGAGCAGUUAGAAGAAGGAGCAAUGAAGAAAGAGGAGGUGAUAAAGGAAGAGCAGGAGAAGCAGAGAGAAACAGAAACCCUGAGAAAACAGGAGGAGCAAAGAAAGAGGAAGGAAGAGGACGAGCAAAAGGUAUCACUGCUGAAGCAGGAGGAGAAAAGGAAACAUGAGGAGGAGAAGAAAAGACUCUUAGAGGAGGAGAAGAAGAGAUUCUUACAGGAGGAGCAGGAGGUGAAGAAGGAGAGAGAGAGGAGGAAACAGGAGGAGGAGAGGCUCCUGAAGGAGAGGAGGGACAAACAGGAGAAGCUGAGGGAGGAGGAAGAGAGGCGGAAGCGAGAUGAAGAAGAGAGGGCGAAAAAGGAGGAGCAGAGGAGAGUCCUGGAGGCUGAGAUGGAGAAAGAAAAACUAAGAAGGGAGGAGGAGAGGAGAGUCGAGAGAGAGAAGUUCAUGAAGAAAAUGAAGGAGGAGGAGGAGAAAAGGAAGGAGGAGAGAAGAGUGUUAGACGAGCAAAAGAGGAGGAGGGAGGAGGAGAGAAAGAGGCAACUGGAGGAGGAGGAGGAGAAGAGGAAGAUGAAUGAAAAACACCGGAUGGAGGAAAGAGAGAAGGAGGAAUUAGAAAAAAGAAAGAGGGAGAAAGAGGAGGAGGAAAGACGUCUGCAAGAGGAGGAGAGGAAGAGAAAGGAGGCAGAGAUGGAGAUGAAGAAGAGGAAAGAAGAAGAUGAGAGGAGAAAGGAGGAGAGAAAGAAAGUAGAGGCAGAAAGAGAAAGGCAAAAGGAGGAGGAGAGAAAGAAGCAAGAGGAGGAAAAGGAGAGGAAGAGGAUGGAGGAGGAGAGGAAGAAGCAAGGGGAGGAAAAAGAGAGGUUAAGGGUGGAAGAGGAGAGGAGGAAAGAGGAGGAGAGAAAGAAGCAAGAGGAGGAAAAGGAGAGGUUAAGGGUGGAAGAGGAGAGGAGGAAAAAGGAGGAGAUAAAGAAGCAGGAGGAAGAAAAGGAGAGGAAGCAGAUGGAAGAGGAGAGGAAGAAGCAAGGGGAGGAAAAAGAAAGGAAGAGGAUGGAGGAGGAGAGGAGGAAAGAGGAGGAGAGAAAGAAGCAAGAGGAGGAAAAGGAGAGGUUAACGGUGGAGGAGGAGAGGAGGAAAAAGGAGGAGAUAAAGAAGCAGGAGGAAGAAAAGGAGAGGAAGCAGAUGGAAGAGGAGAGAAGGAAAGAGGAGGAGAGGAAGAAAAUGGAGGCAGAUAGAGAGAAGAAGAGGAUGGAGGAGGAGAGGAAGAAACAAGAGGAGGAGAUAAAACAGAUAGCACUUAAGGAGGAGAAGAGGUUGAGGGAGGAGAAAGAGAGGGAGAGGCACUUGAAGGAGGAAAGAGAAAGAAUUGAGAGAAGGAAACAAGAGGAGGAGAAGAGGAUGAAAGAGAGACUCCUGAAGGAGCAGAAAGAAAAGGAGAAGAAGCAAAGAGAAGAAGAAGAAAAGGAGAAACGGCUGCAAGAGAAGCUGAGAAGACAGGAGGAGGAGAAAAAGAAAAGGGAGGAAAGAAUAAAGAGGGAAGAGGAGGAGAAGCGACAGAAGGAGGAGAAAGAGAAAGCAGAACGGAAGAAGAAGGAGGAGGAAGACAGGAAGAGGAGAGAGGAGGAACAAAAGAAUAAGAAGCUCCAGGAGGAGAGAAAAGAGAAAGAAAGAAAGAAGAAGAAAGAGGAUGAGGAGAGGAGGCUGAAGGAGGAGGAAGACAAAAGGAGGAAGGAGGUGGUGAUCAGUCUGGAGGCCAACAAGUCAGACGAGGACAAGCAGAAGAUGAAAACUCAGGUUGAUGCUCCUCCUCCUCCUCCUCCUCCUCCAGCUUUCACAAACCUCUCCACAUGUCUACAAGCUUCCCUUCCUGCUCCUCAUCUCCCUCCUCCGGACAAACGCUGCAGAACACCGGAGGAGCAGCUGCUGCCCUCACAAACUCUCAGCCAAUCACAGCCGCCCUCACAAACUCUCAGCCAAUCACAGGACAGAAAGACAGCUCUCCAGUCAGAUAACAAACUGAGCUCUUCCUCAAGUGAGCGGUGAGUUAAAGCCCUGAAACAAAAAGAAAUCAGUUCACUGGAUGGGUUUCUUUUUGUUUUCUCAUCUCAAACGACUUUAAGCUGCUUUUCUGUGAAGAAAAUCAAAACAAUCAAUCAUCAAAUCAAUCGAUCGGGAUUAAAAAUGCUUGAAAAUUUUCUGUUGAUUUAAACAUAACUUCUGAAUUCCAAUGUUGAAACGGCAUCAAACUUUGUUUUCACUCAUAAUUAUUGAUUUGAAGUGUCUCUUUUGUGUUUUUCUGUGCACGUCACACUCCAUAGAUUUUUUUUAUUUUGUUUAGGAGGGAUAGGUAGAAAGAUCCUCAGAGUAUUGAUACGAACGAUAUUGAGCAUGUGUUGGAAGGAAAAAUUAACAUUUUCAGCCACACGAUUAUUUCAAUUUUUCACAGAAAAUAAUAGAAACAAACAAAUGUGCACAUUUAAAGCUCCCCUGGAUGUCAACAUGAAUGUAACUUACAAAGAAUAGUCAGAUGAAAAUCCAAAUUACUCACUGAUAAGUAGGGCUGCACGAUUUAUCGAUUUUAGUUUAAAAUCGGAUUAUUUGAUUAUGAUGAUGUUAAAAAAUUUAGAUCGUCAAAUCGAUUUUCCUCUCUAUCAUGUCUCACGCCUCCAGGCCACCGUAGACUCCCCCUUCCUGCAAGAGCGCGCCCCAGUUCCCACACACACACCAGUGUAAGCAAACAUGGCGUUUGCAAAAGAAGACGAUAAUUUCAUGGCUAAAUAGGACAAGACCAAGUCAGUCGUGUUGAAUUGGUACGACUUCACAGUUUCAGACAAAGACCAAACCACUCCCCGCUGAAAAGUCUGUCUGACGGCGUUAUCAACCCGUCCACACGGAAACAAAUUCAGGAGUAAACGCAAAUUUUUUUUGUCGUAUCGGCGUUUCAUCCACAUGGAAACGGCUAUUUUUUGGGUGACUGGAAACGUUACUUUUUGAAAAUGGGUCAGAGAGUGCAUAAAUCGGUAAACAACGACCAUUUCAUCUCCAUGUUGAUGUCUAUCUGCAUCUCUUGAAACGAUUAUGUGACACACAGUGUAACUCUUUUCAAAACAACCUUUAUACACAUGCUCUGUACUCUUCUUCUGUCUUUUGUGUAUUUCCUCGGCAGCAUCACAGUGCCACUUACUGGCUUGGCAAAUGCAUUACAUCAUUUUCACUGGUUUCAUUUUGAGAUGAGAAAAAACUUUUUUUUUAAAAGUAAAGUUUGGUGAAGUUGUCACUGAAUAAAAAAACGAAAAUCGAGUUUUCAGUGAAAAAAAAUCUGGAUUUUACUUUCGACCAAAAUCGUGCGGCCCUACUGAAAAGGAGUUAAAAUGUAAUAAACAGCUGAUAAUGGAGCAUUUCAAUCAUGAAUCACAGCACAUGUACUUACAAACUCAUGCAGUAAAAUUACUUACUAGUGUUUUAAUUGACAGAUUCUCUGAGUGGGAUCAUUUGGUAUUUUAGCUCCAUCUUAGCUGUCCUUGUCUUUCUUUUGUAUUUCUGCUGAACUCUGAUAUUUUCCAUCUGCUUGCUUCUUCUUUCCCUCCUCCUCCUCCUCCUAUUCCAGCCCAGGACAACCCUCUCUCUUAAAGGAAGGUUCAUUAUCAAACAUUGCUGACCCAGAUCAGAAAAUAUCUGCCAUACUUACUCCACCUGGCAACCAAUCAGGCCUCAUUGAUCGGCCACUCACAUUAGAGGUGGUAACCCUGGUGCCUCCUCCACAGAGGCUUUCUGAUGCAGAGGUCCCUCUCUGGAAAGCACUAGAAGGGAGGAAUGGGAAAGAUACUCCUGAAAAACUCCUUGUUAAGGAGGGUUCAAAACCUUUGUGCAGGGGGUAAGAAUGGAUGAGGGGAUUUGUCCGUCUGCUUCCUCUUGGUUUCUUAGCAUCUCUGUGUUUGUCUGCUUUCCUAAUGGUCUGGUGUUUGCACAUUUCGAUUAAACCCCUUUUAUUUUUCUUGUUCCCUUUCUUCUAGCUCACAAAGUGAAGAUGCAGCAGAGGUUGAUUCAUUAAAGGACUUAAAAACACCUCCUGCUCAACCCAGCGCACCACCAGGCAAAGAGGAGCCUGAAGGACCCCGCGAGGAACCAGCAACCACACUGAAGGUUUCUCUCAAACCAAAAGAAGAGCACAAGGCUUUGGCGCUGGAGCCUCUGCAGCCCUCAAAGCCAGAACCAGAACUGAAGCCAGAACCAGUCCUGCAGCUGACAGAAAAACCACAACAGCGUGGAGCAGAUGAGGAGAAACAAGAGGAGGUUGUGGCUGUUGGUCCGGAGGGUCCGGUCAACAAUAAGGAGCCGGUGUGCGAUGCAGAGAAGCAGCUGUGGGCAACAGUGGAGGAGACAACCGCAGAGAUGGAAAGUAGUCAGAGCGCUGAGGAGAAAGAGGGGAAGCAGGAGGAAGAGGGUGGUGUACCAGGGGGGUGAGUCAGUGACGGUUACUGUGCGGCAUGGCAUGAAAUAUCUGCUUCACACAGACACACAAACACAGACACAGCUGUUCCUUUAACUGACUAACACUCACUGUGGAGCUGCAGCCUAACCAGAGCUGACCCAGUCAGUAACGUCAUCUUCAUGUCUGUCUAUGCUGUUAGACUGGUUCUUUAAAAGGCUGUUUUUUGAUUUAGAGUAAAUUUUGUUUCUGUGUGUGUGUGUGUGUAGAGCUGAGACAUUUGCACACACAGAGGCAGGUGUGUGUGUUACAGAGCAGCAGACGGAGGAUCCUGCUGGCUUCAUGUCAGCAGUGGUCGGGGUUUUGUUCAGAGGGUGAGUCUCUCUGCCUGCCUGCCCGUCCGGUCAAGUCUUUAGAAAAUCGUAACAUAGACAGUUGGUGUUUUUAAAACUUAUUCUUUCUUAACAUGACUUUACUUGUAACAGCUACAGUCUCAUUAUAUGUUUACAUCUACAAAAUGUCUUGAUCCGAUUCAAAAUUUAAAGGAUUAGAAUAUCUGAAUCCACCGUUUAUUUGGGCGUAAAAUCAAAUAAUCCGAUUAUGACGUGUGUAUACAUGCAUUAAGCUUUAUUCAGAUUAGAAGCAUUUCGACGUGCACAGAGUUGUCUAAUUUCAGUUAAACAACCACAGAAGAAGAAGAGUUGUAGUGACGCCUGUACUGUCAACCAACCAACAAACUCGGUAGUGGCCAUAGACUGUAUAUAGAAUCAAUGCCGUCUGUCUCCUCACUGGGUGAAGCCACCGCGAGAACAGCACCCUCUGGUGACGGGCUGCAGUAUAGGUCAUAAAUCCCGCCUCCUCCAGCAAUCCCUAUGGAGCUGUGGACAAACUUUAGAAAUUAAUUACACAGAAUAUAAAUUUUCCUCCCCCCUGGUUGUGAUGUUGACAUGUAGUUACUGUCAGACUGGUUUGUGCUCAGGUCCUCUUUUUUCUGUACAGCUCCAUUUUUAAAAGUUAUUGAGGGUUCAUGUUUUCUAUGAUUGAUAAUUGAUACAGCCUAUAAGCGUACGAAGAUUGCAUAGCUCUCCUGGGGGACACGCUGUUUGAGCCGAGCGUCAUCACAGCGACUCUUCCGCAAAUACUUACAACGCUACUACCACUUGGUGGUUCCAGGAAGUGGAGAAAUCCUGGAAUUCGGCUUUAAAUUCGUAUAGUAAGAAGGCGGAGCCAAGUUGUCCUUAGUACAUACAGUCUAUGGUUGUCACUAGAUGGCGCCCUUGCUUAUUUAUUUUACCGUUCUGUCAAAGGUUGCGCUGUGCGUGCAGAUGUGACAUCAUUACGCUUUAUGUACGCCUUGUUAUGUUAUCGGAGGAGCAGACACGACACCUGAGUGGUAAUAAUGAAACUUCCUAAAUUGACCUCAAUAAAUAAGCCAAAGAGUGAAGAUCGAGUCAGGUAAGAGAGUCACGAUCGGAAUUAGUGUUAACAUGGACGCGUUUCGGAAAAACGAUCGGCAUAAACCACCCCUCUUGAUCGGAAUACAAUUUCUCUCCAACUGAGCCAAAUUGGAUCAGAAUUUUUUUUAUCUCUAUUAUUCAUGCCUAUGUAAACGCAGCUACGUCAAUGACGACAUCCAGGAGAGCUUCAAUCUCUCUGUGGACUUCAGUUCAAGAUCACACAUCAGAACUCGGAUAUAUCACGUCAUCGAUCUAUGCCCCACCCCUAGUCGCAGUAUACUCUAGGUUACUGUAGUCUGUAGAUUGUCUUGUUGGCUAUUUCACACAGUUAUUUGUUAUCAAGAAUUUGCUUUUUGUGUGUGUUUACCAGCAAGCUGUUUCUCUCAGCUGUCACCUGCAUGGCACCGGAGAGUUUUCACGUGUCUCUUGUCAUGUCAAUGUGAUGCUAACGCCGGAGAGUUUAUCGAUAUUUAAACAAGUUUGAUUAAAAAUAAAAAGAGGAGUGAUUCUUCUUCCGUGUGGUAUCAACAGUAAAGCUUCCUCUGUGGACUUUGGACCGGCACCAAAACAAAGUCUGAGAAAAGAGGAACCGCCCACUGUAAUCAAGCAUGCUGUCGCUCUGUUCAAAGCCUGCUGAGGUCAUGUUAGGGUGAGUCCUUUCUCAGAGUCUGUCCCUCGUGUCUGUCUCUUCAGCUAUGAGACAGUGGCCUCCAUCCUGCAGACAGCCGGAUCAACUGCAGAACAAUCACCCCUCCUUAUAAGCGACGAAGAUCAGCCGAGCGAACACGAAGAAGAAGAGGCAGAGAUGCUCGAAGAUUCACUGUUUUCAGUAGACAUUUCCCCGCCAACGGCCUUCUCCGACACGACAGAAACGGAGACGAGUCGCAGAGCGAGUGACCAAGUGUCUCAGAAAGCAGAGUGUGUUCAGUCAGGGGGUCUGAGUCUGGUCGCAAGUCUGAGACUAGCGGCGUCUGAACAGGAGAAGGAGAGGGAGAAGGAGAGGGUGAGGAGAGAGAAAGAGAGGAUGGAGAAGUUAAAGAGAGAGGAAGAAGAGAGGGCAAAGAGAGAAGAGGAAGAAAGGAAAGAAAGGGAGAGACAGAGAUUGGAAAAAGAGAAAGAAGAGAUGGAGAGGAAGGAGAGAGAAAGGGAGGCAGAGAGAAUCAGGUUAGAAAAAGAGAAGGAGGAGAAAGAAAGAAAAGAGAGAGAAAGAAAGGAGAAGGAGGCUGAAAGAAUCAGAUUGGAGAAGGAGAGGAAAGAGAGAGAAAGGGAGGCAGAGAGAAUCAGGUUUGAAAAAGAGAGAGAGGAGAAGGAAAGAAAGGAGAGGGAAAAGGAGGCCGAAAGAAUCAGAUUGGAGAAGGAGAGAGAAAGGAUGAAGAGGGCAAAGGAAGAGGAAAGGAAGAGGGUAGAAAAAGAAAGGGAAGAGUAUGAACAGAAGAAAAGAGAGGAGAGGGAAAGGAAGCAACAGAUUGAGAGGGAAGAGAAAGAAAAUGAUGAGAGGAGGAGAAAACUAGAAAAUGAGCAGAAGAGGAAGGAGGAGGAGGAGGUGAGGAAAGGGAAAGAGUACAGCAAAGGAGAGAAGCAACAACUGAUCACAGAGAUGAUUUCUGAAGUCUCUAUAGAUCGAUUGAAAGAGUGGCCUCCUCUGAGGGAGGCCGAACUGGAUGAUAUCGCUGAUGAUGAUGAAGAGCAGCCUGAGCUCAUAUCGGUUGAAACAACCGACGUCAAAAUAAGAGACAAACCUGAGGACUCUGUAGCUGCCAAUAAGAGAGCCUCAAAUAAGACAACUCUGAAAUCAGUCAAAAAAGACAAACCUAAGCUGAAAUCUGGCGCCAUCCCUGAGUGGAUGAGAGAGGAUGAGGAAGAGGAGGUGGAGUAUGAGAGGGGACACGAGGACCUGGGCUCGGUCUGGUUGGCUGAGCUGUACAUGGAGGGUGAAACAGGGUGAGUAAGAGUGGUGAAUAGCAGGGUGAGAGAGAGGUGAGUGACUUAGACAGACUUGGCUUCAUCAAGAAGGUCUGCUCGGAGCUCUUUGUGGAUCAGAGGAGCGUGCUUGUGUGUUUCUGGUUCUGCUCCCUUCAAUAACCACGAAUCUGACUCAUAUACCUGCAGGGAAAAGUCAAUAUUUAUCAUUUACAUUUAAUUUACUGGCUCAGGCUUUUUUCCUGCAGGUAUUUACGAAGACUGAGUUGUGUUUUGUUGGCAUGUGAGUCAGAAGUUUCUCCCUAAACAACUUCACUGCAAAGUUGUUUAUGACGGAAACUGGAAUUUCCUCUUUGCAUCGGGCUUCACCGACUCGCCUGCAGCGACUGUGUCACACGGUGCAUGAAGGCAGUGAAAGUACUCAAGAACUCCUCGUCUGGGUCAAACAUAAACACACAGAGAUGUACACAGAUGUUUCUACUUAGACUCAAUAUCUCCAUUAUAUUCAGCCAGGGCUGCACGAUUUUUUUAUUCAGUGACAACUUAACAAACCUCCACUUUAAUAAAAAGUUUUUCUAUCAUCUCUUAAAUGAAAACCGCUGAAAAAGGUUUUAGUGCAUAUGCCAGGCCAGUAAAUGGCGCUGUUACACCGCCCAGGAAAUGUACAAAAGACAGAAAAAAAGAGUAUGAAACGUGUACAAAGGUUGUUUUUGCCAGACACACGCAGGCGCCAUAUGUGUCACAUGAUUGUUUCCAGAGAUGCAGAUAGACAUCCACACGGAGAUGAAACAGUAGUCAUUUACGGGUUUAUGUACUCGCUGACCCGUUUUCAAACAAUACGGGUUUACAGUGUGUGUGAGAACUGGGGGGCGCUCCCACAGGAAGGGGGCGCCUAUGGUGGCCUGGAGGCGUGAGACAUGAUAGAGAGGAAAAUCAAUUUGAUGAUUUUAAUUUUUUUAACAUUGUCAUAAUAAAAUGAUUCGAUUACGAUUUAAAAUCGAUUAAUUGUGCAGCCCUAUAUUCAGCAAUACGUGUGUAAACCUGCAUUAAAACCAGAUUAUCGACUCCAUUUCUAGGAUUAUAAUUUUUAAAAAGAGAUCAUGAUUUAACAAACAAUUUUAGGCCAAUACUCAAAAAGUUUCACCAAUAACAACACUACGUUAGUGUCAGACAACAAAGAGUGAUGAAGUGUUAACGCUCUGUACCCAAAAGGUCAAAGGUUAAUUUCUAAUAUUAAUAACUGUUUUUUUAAUUGUCAACACUUGCUGUAUAUUGGUAGUUUAGCAUAAUUGAUCAGAUUUUAACUGCAGGUUUUAGAUUUUAGAUUAUAUUUAAUAACAAUUCUUAAGUCCCUAUCAACAUUGUAAAGUAAUUCUCAGCAGUAUCUUGAUUUAGGAAUGAAAUAAAAUCAUGUAUUUUAUGAUCUUGACUUUUAAAAUCAACGCUACACCGGUGUAACCCAAAACUACGGCGUUCCAAAAAAGACAAAAAAGCAUGAAAUUAAAAAAUAAAUAAAACUGCAAUUCUGGACCUCGAUGGGAAUUCAUAUUACAGAUUAAUCAGUCCAUUUUUCAGGUCGUCAUAAUUUCCACCUCUCAUUUUUAUGGAGCAACAUUUCAAAAUGUCGUUGAGCUGUUACUUUAAAUCUUGUAAAAAUGUCCAUUUGGACUUAUGGAAGAGCCGAUAAGAUUCUGAUGGUCUGAGAAUGAGGUCACUUAUCCGUCACAUCUAUUUGAUUUUUGUUGACCUGAUAUCUGAGCAAUAGCUGGAUGGCGUUUUAUGACGUCCAGUUUCAACAAAGUCUAUUUUUAAUCUUUUACUGCGAAUGGCGAGCGGCUUAUCUGUGUCGGUAAAUUGUAAAUUACCCAAAGCCACACUUUUAGUGGUCUAUCUUUUACUGUUGUCAUCACUUCUACUUAGAUUUCUGCAUCUUAAUGUUUCCGUCUGGAGCAUGUGUUUGUGGAUUUGUUUGGUCACCGGGUUGCAGUUUAACGGAGGCCGCGGCAUGUUUUUAAUUAAUGGUUCGGUUUUGGUUGAGUUGCAUAUUUUUACGCCUCCAGCAUGUCCAGUUUAUUUUUACUCUCGCUUGCCAGACCUCUGUCCUGCCAAAUGUUGGAAGUCUGGGAAGAAAGUUGAACAAACACUGUGGAUGUCAAGACCUCUGGAGCCAAGAGAUUAGCUGAUUUAGGGAAAAAUGCCUGAAGAAAGUUCUGCCUUUUUUGAAUUUGGUGACUUAUUUUAACAAGAUUGAGAUCUGGCUGCAUGAGAUGUGUGAUGGUAUGCAUGACAAGGACAGCCUUGAGGUUAAUCUCUGAAAUCCCCUUUUCUGUCUGCAGCCCUGGUCAACCAUCAUUGGCCAUUACUAAGGAUCCCCCCUCACUCCCUUUCAGCAGACAAACCUUCAAUCAGAGCUCUGCUGACAGGUCUGCACAUAAACCAGGACUUUCUCAGAUCAGACCGGCCCUCAACUCUCAUCAAGAACCACUUUCAGCAUCCAAGCAAGUGGACAGAAUCAGUCAGAGAGCGAACGCUAUCUCCAAAGAAGCAGAAAACCAGACGGCGAGGAGUCAUGAUGCCCUCACAAAAACCGGGCACAGCCUGGGAUUAGACACUGAUGAGGGUGGAGAACUUGUUCAAUCGUCUGUGGUGCCUUGGCCCCUCCCUCUCAGCACAAACACAGCCAACGUUCAAUCUGACGCCAAACAAAUCAAGACUGACCACGACAUGGAUGAUAGUAGGACGACCACUGAGAUGGCCAAAGUGGUUGAAACAAAGACUGACGAUAGUAGUCCCUCUGGAUUGAAGUCAAACACGGCAAAGAGUGGUAACCACACACCAGCACACACUCCAGGUCUCACUCCUCUCGCCAAAGACCAGCAGCUUCAAGAGGAGGAGAAGUUCUUAUUGGCUAAAAUUCACUCAAUGACAGGCGGCGCAUCUCCUGCUUCCAACCAUCGCAGUAUGAAGCUCCUCAUCCCGGAUCCCUGUGACAUUGAAGGUGACACGGCAGGGCUUGUUGAUCACAGUGAGCCCGCAGUUAUUCCCUGCUUUGAUAAUCUGCAGGAAAUAUCACUAAAUGAGGCAGAUGAGCCUCCGGACAAUAAGCUGCCUCUACACCAAGGAGGAGAGAAGGAUGUGUAAGUCGGCGUGGGCCGCCAACCCUGUGCUGCUCUGUGAAAUGACCUGAUGCCUUUUCUUUGUGAAAUGCCGAGCUUUAGACUUUCAACUUGGAAUCAGUCAGAAAAUGAGCAGCUGACUCCGUGAAGGUCUGACAUGACCUGACAUCAAUCCUAAAGUUAGAUUGUUUAAAGUUCGAACACAUAGGGCUCUAUUUUCGUGCUUCGCCGGCGAGGUGGUGCAGGCGUGGUAUUUUGGUGAGCGGCGUAGCCCGGCGUAAGUAUCCCUCCUCCCUAACUCAGCUCCUCCCAGCGGCGUAAGUCAUAGGGAGGAAGGAGAGAGGGCGUGGAGUGGGUUUAACACAGCCGAGACCCGUAUUGACCAAUAACAUAAGCUCCUCUCCUCGCCUUUAAAUCCGCCACCAGAUCCUCCACCAGAUGAAAAUACCACUGCGCAGGGUCCACCACCCUCCGCCGCGUCGCCGGCGGACACGAAAAUAGAGCCCAUAGACUGUAUAUAGAAUGGACGUCAUCUGCCUUCUCGCUGGGUGAAGCCAACACAAGAACAGCACCCUCUAGUGACGGGCUGCAGUAUAGGUCAUAAAUCCCGCCUCCGCCACUCAUAGGGUGACAAUACUCUGACUCGCCAAAAAAAGGACACAACUACGCAGAGGCGGAGUGACGGAGUCGUGUAUAGUUAAUAUUGAGUUUUUCAGGUCAGAUUGAGUGUUUUUUACUUGCUUCUAACUCAGUAAGUCCACGCGACACAAACUCAAAAUGUCCACACAAAACCCCAAACAUUUGAAGGUUUUAUAAACUCCCCCGGACAAGGCCAGACAGCCACCCGAUAAGAGGACAUGACCGGGUACAAUGAUUGACACUUGAUACAGCCUAUGGGCGUAUGAAGAUUUCGUAGCUCACCUGGGGGAUAUGCGGAACGAAGUUGUCCAUAGUAUAUACAGUCUAUGUUUGAAAGUAUCCAGCAGCCUCAGUUUGCUCGCGCCUUUGCAAAGCAGAACUUUCUCUGAUGCUUGAAUGUCAACAUGCAAAGCUGCUGACAUGCAGAUUUUCAGUGCGUAUUACGGCGCCCUACUUUGACCUGUUGACAUGCUAGUACUUGUUUAAUUCUAUUCUGGAUGGAGAUUCUAAUUGGACAAAGUUGACUGGAAACAGAAAGUAUCGUUGAUGGAGAAGUCAGGCGAUCUCCAGUGUUGGUAGUUUUUUUUUCUCAUGGUCACUGAUUUUUUUCUUUCUCCCAUUUCACGAUAAGUGUGAUAGUUUUCUUUCACACUGACCACCAGCUCUUAAUAAAGGUUUGUGAAUGCUUUAUCACGAUGGUGAAUGUUGGUGAACUGGUGUGUAGAUCCAAUGACCGACACCAAAAAGACCUUGAUGUUCUUGGUUCUGGGGUGACUACAAAAUGUACCAAACAGCAUAGACUUGUGUCGACACAUCCAUCCAUCCAUGCUUCGGUUUUCCUUUGGCUGUUAUCUCUCCUGUUACACAUCAAGUCAAUGCUGCUGCCUUCUGCUGUGUCAGCUUGCAUGCCGCUCGCUUGUCUCUGUAAAUAAUUGGCGAUGCUGAUACUGCUCUGCUUGGAUGAUGAUGGCUUUCCUUCGUUGUGUAAAAAAGUGUAUCUUCGCCUCUACCAAUAAUCAGUUAUGUCUUUUUUCCAUUCAGACCAAAAGGUCAACCAGCUGACCUUCCUGCGGAGAGAAAAUCACCAUCACAACUUGAAAUGACGACAUCCCGACUUCCUACAUUGUUAGAAGAAGAAACAACUGAUGUUAAGUCCUCUGAUCUUUUCCCAACGGUCCGAGAGGAGGCUGAUGGGAAAGAUGAUGUGGCCGAGGUAAACGUACACACACCACUGAUGUGCACAAAUACCAAGACAUGCUGUGAGAAAACAAUCAAAUCUGAACUGGACUCUUGGUCCUCCAGGGUUUGGUGAACUCCAGCCAGUCUCUGCUCCAGUGGUGUCAGGAAAUCACCGGUGGUUACCGAGGGGUGAAGGUCACAAACUUCAGCACGUCCUGGAGGAACGGUCUGGCCUUCUGCGCCAUCCUGCAUCACUUCCAUCCCGACAAAAUGUACGCCAAACACAUCUGAGCUACUUUUCACUUUUGAUGUAGUAAUUUAUAAUAAAAAUAAAUAUAUUUGUUGCGGCGUAACUUACAUGCACCUUAAAUACUAAAUGAUUGUAGAUAGUUUUUGGGCUGAGACUUGCUGAGAUGCUUUAGUAAAUUUUUGUGUGCAGUUUUCCUAGAUUCACUGAUUUAUUACAAAAAGGGUAAGGCCACAAGAAGAGAAAACAAUUAUUACAGGAGGGAGAUUUUUUAAAUUUCCAUUUCGAGAUUAAAGUUGAAAUUUCGAGAUUAAAGUCGAAAUUUAAAAAGUCAGAAUAAAAAAUACAGAAUUUUAACAUUUAAGUCAAAAUUCAAGAUAAAAAAAAAUAGAAAUUACAAAAUGAAAGUUGACAUUUUUAAUUAAAUCUCAAAUUUAAAAAAAAAUUUUGAUCUCGAAAUUUUGACUAAAAUCUCCUUCCUGUCAUUAUUUUGUUUCUCAUCAUGCAGCCCUAAACCUCUUUCGUGUAUUUAUAACCAGCAGAAUGAUCUAUAGUGAAAAUAAUGGCUUUGGAUCAUAGACUGCAUAUAGAAUGGACGCGUCUGCCUCCUCACUGGGUGAAGCCACCGUGAGAACAGCACCCUCUGGUGUCGGGCUGCAGUAAAGGUCAUAAUACCCACCUCCUCCAGCAAUCUCUAUGGAUCUGUGGACAAACUUUAGAAAUUAAUUACACAGAAUAUAAAAUUUUCUCCCCUCUGGUUGUGAUGUUGACAUGUAGUUACUGUAAGACUGGUUUGUGUUCAUGUCCUCUUUUUUUCUGUGCAGCUCCAUUUUCAAAAGGUAUUAGAGGGUUCAUGUUUUCUAUGAUUGACACUUGAUACAGCCUAUGGACGUACAUCACAGCGACUCUCCCGCCAAAUGCGUACAACGCUACUGCGCUUGUGGUGGAGAAAAUCCCGGAAAUACCGAGAGCAAUUCAGCUUCAAAUUUGUAUAAUGACGGAAGGCGGAACCAAGUUGUCCAUAACAUAUAUAGUCUAUGCUUCAGAUCCACAUCAUUGCUUAUAUUCUCCAGUCAGGUUUUAUACUUUAUACUCUCAUUUUGUUCUUCAACUCUUUUUCCCUUUAGAGAUUUUGACAAGUUGGAACCUCAUGACAUCAAAAUCAACAACAAAAAGGUGAGCGUUGUUCACUGCCACUUGAUCGAUCUCAUUUCAUCAACACUUUGUUUCUUCGCUGAUGACGUCUUCCUCUACAAUGUCAGGCUUUCAACGGUUUCGAGGCACUGGGCAUCUCCCGUCUGUUGGAGCCGUCGGACAUGGUUCUUCUGUCGGUCCCUGACAGACUCAUCGUUAUGACUUACCUCAGCCAGAUCCGCUCGCACUUCACCAACCAGGAGCUAAGCGUGCUGCAGAUCGAGCACAACAGCAGCCAGUCCAGCUACGGCCUCGCUCUCUCCGGUCCCGGACCCACAAAUGUGGACGCUGCUGCUUUCUGCAUGGCCAGACUGAAUGAAGGAGUGAGCCUUGAGGAAGGGGGGAGCAGCACACUGGUCGUCCCACCACCCAGGACAAAACGGGUGCUCAAAGGUAACAGUGGCUAUUUCCAUAAUUAGUCUGAUUCUUCACAUCUUUGUGUAAAAUUUAUCAUCACUGAGUAAUUCUUGAGUUACGGCCAAAAUAAUCAUGUUUUAUGACCUCUAAGUCUGAGUGGACACUGUGAAAAAUGUCUGAAAGGCGAUCCAGAGGUACUGAGCUCAUGAGAAUGGAGAGAUGUAAAAGCAGAGACAGUGUCUCACCCGUGAUUUUCACUGGCGCUCAGGCCUCAUGUCAGCCAACCGAAGACACGGACCGAAAAGAAUUAAGUCACAAACUGAAAAAAGGGGAAACAGGCCCGGGUCUCCAGGGGACUUAGGAAUGUGAAGAAGUACAGUUUGAACCAAGGAGACCAGGAGAAAGGACAAAAAAACAUUAAAUCAGGUUUACAGCAGCUAAUUCAAGAUUCUGGUGGGGGUCCCAGAGUUCCCAAAUGGCUGAGGCUCAAUUGAUGGGAAUGCAUCCAAAUUCAGCACAACAAAAGUUUUCCACAUGAGGGAAUCAAACAAACAAUUUGGAUGAAAAUAGAAAAUGUUUCUCUUAGAUUUCAGUGUUAGGGUCCUCUUAAUACAUUUAUAUGAUCUGUAUCUUAUAAAUGUCGUAUCUAUAAAGGCCAGAAAGGUCAAAAAACGCGACCUGAGCGUCCACACUGCAGUCACAUCGGAUACAUAUACGAUUUAUAUCCACAUAUAAAAGAGGCCUGGGUAGGAUUAGAACAAAUCAGAAUUGGAUUGUUCACACGUACAAAUCAGAUAUGUGUCACAAAUGGUUAAAAAAUCGGAAUUGACCUGCAGUGUCAACAAAGCCUAAGAUAUUGUGUCUUAAUGACUGACUUUAUGGUCAGCUUUUUACUAUGAAUGAUGACUUUUGCUGUUUUCUGGAGAUUGUAAAGGGAUGGAGAAAUAUGUGACGCCACAGAAUUCAUUGAACCAAUCAGGAUUGAGGAUCUGAUCAGAGGUUUAAAUCCGGUCUCUCACCGUUGUUAUCUCCUGUUUUUAGUGGAUGAGACGAUAACCCCGGUCGCUCCUCCAAGGUUCAACAACAAAACGGUUAAAUCAGGUGUUGCUCAGGUAAGGUUAUACAUCUGACUUUAUUUUUUUACUCUUACUCACAGCUUCUUCUUUUUUAUCAGUUUCUUAACUUUUUAAUUAAAUUUUUUUUUUCAGGUUGAAGACACGACGACUCCAUCUUCGACAGAAACCACCACCAGCACAGGUGGGAGUCUGAAGCCUGAGCUCCUCACAGACGAAACUCUAAUAUUUUAUACUAUUAUUUAACAUUUUGUACAUCCAGUAUUUAUUAAUUUCUUUUUCUUUUCUUUUACACGGUGAUUCUGUUUGUGUCUUUGUAGAGUUGCAGAGUUCAGCAGACUCACAGCCCGCCCAAAAAGAGGAUGAACCCAUGGUCAGUUUUUGCGCUCGUGUCCUCACUUCAUUUGUCCCUCUUUUAUUUCAAGCUGUGAUUUUCCAUCCUCAGAUCACAAUUUGAGAAAGCAUCUGUAAAUCACUUCAACAAUCAUGUUUGUACAAGACUGAUCAAAUUUAUGACCUGAACACACUUUCACAGCUUUUAUUUCCAUCCUUUGGACACACUCUAAUACUUGGACCCUCUUUUUCUUCUCCCUCUUUCCCCCUGAUUUCCUCUCCCUCUGUUUUUAUUUGUGGCUACCUUGUCAUGUGAAUGUUCAUAUGGCAUUGUGUGUAUGUGUAUGUGUAUGUAUGUGUGUAUGUUUGUGUGCUAUUGGGCCUGUGGUCAGUGUCUCCAGGACACGAGCCAGUAUGUGUUGAGUGAGCUGGCGGCGUUGGAGACGGAGCAGAAGCACAUCGACAGCAGAGCGGCCGUGGUGGAGAGACGAUUAAGAAGCCUCAUGGAAACAGGUCAGUCAGAGUUUUUACCUCAUUACCUGUUUAUAUUUUGUCCAAUUCCCUGUAAGUCCAGUUCCCCUGUAUUGUGAUUUCCUGUUAAUUCAGGAAGUGACCGUGACGAGGAGGAGAGACUGAUCCAGGAGUGGUUUACUCUGGUAAACAAGAAGAACGCUCUGAUUCGCAGACAGGACCACCUGGAGCUGCUGUAAGACUUCUCAUACACGAACAGAUGACACACGCACAAACACAAAAACGACGUUUAAGAUGCUGAACUAUCUCUGUCUCUGAAGGCAAGAGGAGCAGGACCUGGAGAGGAGAUUCGAGCUUCUGACCAGAGAGCUGCGGGUCAUGAUGGCUAUCGAGGGUGAGUAAAAGAAGGAAGAAGGAUUCAGAUCAUCAUUUUUAUGAGAUAGAAAAAUCUCAGUUCAAAAUUUAAUCUCUGCUUUAGCAGGUUUGUGUCGACUGCAUGUCUGUUUUCUGUUAAUUCAAUGAAAAAUGCACUAUUUUAUUUCUUUAAUUUGUUGGGUACUUUGACAGUAAACUGACACCAGAUAUUAAAAACAAAAAUCAUAAUAAUGAGGCCAGUGAGAUGGUGAACAACUUAUUGUGUCUGGCUUUACUGUAAAUGGUUUAUAAACUUUACAGACUGGCAGAAGUCGUCCACUCAGCAGCAGAGGGAGCAGCUGCUCCUCCAGGAACUCGUGUCUCUGGUCAACCAGCGAGAUGAGAUCAUCAGAGACAUUGACGCCAAAGAGCGAGGGUUAGUGUGUGUCUUUCUGUGUCUGUGUGUGUUUUUUUAAAAGGCAAAAAAGGUCAAAGGAAAACAGCAAACCUUAACUCAUUCAGUGCCAGUGACGGAUUUUGACGAAUUUUUAAGUUUUUUUGUUUUCCACCAGAGGGCGCUCCUCCCCAACAUGCGACUAAGUUUGGGGUCAUUCUGAACGCAGAAAAGCUGACAAAUACGUCAUAACCAUGUUACAAUAACAAAAACAAGAACUCACCAGUGAGAAGUGCGCCAUCAAGUGUGCCAGUUAGCCAAGUUGUGGAGUGUUUUUUUCUCGAUGAGGAGAGUCGGAAAAUGCCGAAGUAAUUAGCCGAGAGCUAACGGUCUCGGCGCAUCAGCUCUCGUGGGCGUGGUGCUACCGUCUCUGGAUCCAUUGGAGAUCCUGUUACCGGACCUUCACAUUGUCGGCAGACAAUUUUUCGGCGCGAUGUUGUGCCGCCAGUGCCGGUACUGGUGAGCGUGACUGAGCCGGAAUUCAGGGACAGUCCCAGCGAGGAAGAUGCAAGCAGUCCGUGUGGUUUACGUUGCAGCGUCAGGUUCUGAAGAGCAAUGAGUGGUGUCUGAGGAGUGAGGACCUUGAUGCCACCGUAAAGUAGUUUGAAGUGAAAUGAAGUAGACGAUCAGAGUUCUGCUUUAAAGUCUCUCCUUCGCAAAAAUGUGUUUUUCCAGAUCGGCAAAGAUGAUAUGACCACGCUGCAUUGAGCUGGCGAUAACUAAACACAGGAGUGGGUUAGAGACUAACUUUUUUUUCCUGGUGAAAGAAGAGACUCACCCCCUUCUUUUGAGAUAUUGCACUUAAUUCUCGCCUAAGCACAGGAUAUUCUGUGGGUCCUGAAAGAUACAGAAAUUUCUAUUGCGGUCAAUGGUGGCACUAGGUGAAAAUUGCAUAAAUGAAACUGGCGCUGAAUGAGUAAAGUGUCAAACAUUUUUCUGUGUUUUAAAUAAAGUAUUCGUGUUAAUAAGUGUAACUUUACCUACAGCUACAACAGCAUAAGCAUCUUAUGUAACGUGUUUGUUUCUCUGCAGGGCGCUGGAGGAGGACGAGCGUCUAGAACGAGGUCUGGAGAUGAGGAGGAAAAAAUACAACAACAAAGAAAAAUGUGUCCUGCAGUGAGAAAAGAAACAAACAGAUUUGUUUCUAACAAGCAUGUAGAGUCCUAAAAACAACUCUGCUGCUUUGAUCUUAUUUGACUUUUUUUUGCACACAUGAUAAAAAAGAGGAAUUCAGUAUUUCCCAUUUUCCCAAGGCCUCUGUUUUCCUUCAGAAUUGUCCAAGCCUGAAGUUUCCUGUAUUAUGAGGAAAUACGGUGGCAGGGCUGCAAAAUAUGUGUUCCUUGAAAGUAUUUUAUAAUAUUUCAGUUCGUCUUAAUGUUGAAGUAUAAUUUUAAUCCUGUUCUCAUGCUUUUAUUUAUUUAAAUGCAGAGUUAUAUUGUUGUACAUCCAUUACAAACAACAAUUUGUGUGUUUAUUCUUGUGUGAGUUUGCUUCAGAGUCACCGGCGUUUCCACUUCUUUCUAUUAUAUUUAAAGGAGGUGUCUUUAGUCACGAUUGUGAUUGUGAUUGUGAAAAUCCUUGAAACUUCACCAACAUUGUGCUUUGAAAAAGUUUGCUUUUAGAAAUGUUUGUGAAUUUUUUUCUCCAAAAAGGAAAAAUAUUUGGUUGAAACCCAGAAGUUUGAAGAAGUCAUGAGCUGGACUCGAACCCGUGAUACUGAGUCAGGACUGAAUGUUUGAUUGUUUCCUUUUUACGAAGUCGGAUUGUGAACGUUUUCUUCACUAUUUUUGAACCUUUUAUGAGCACAAAGACACUCAUGUCGGUCUUUUAUUCGAAGUGCCUUUAAACAGCGUCACGUGUGCAGCUAUGAUGGUUGAAUCGGCUCUCUUCAUAGAAAUGAAUGUGUGUUCUUUGACUACUGUACGCAUGUUGUUUGAGAUAUGCUGUUAAAGUGGUACCCUGCUUCGCGCCACUACUGUAAGUGUUUCACUCGCUGUAUUCAUGAUGUUUGUGUCUUUAUUUAUAAGGUGAAAAUGUGAUGUAGAAUAUUCAUAAAUAUGAAAAAGAAUAAAUAUUGGUUGGUCGCUGACAGUUUUGGAUUUCAUGAACUUUUGCUAUAACAUGAACGGCAGUGGUCCCGCUCCUGAAACUUUUCUAAGGAGUGCCUCUAAAAGAGAAUGCACGUUCUCAAGAUGUCUGCGAACUCAUCUGUCCUUGUCGUCUUUUCUAUGUGAGUAGUUUAUGUCUUUUAUUAUUAUUAGUAAGACUUUUAUCUCAGCUGCAACGUACGGCGGGUGAGGGUCAUUGGACCAGUGAUUUAAGGAAGGCAAUAAAAAAUAUUUCAUAUAACAAUUUUUUUUCAUAAAACCUGAAAACAUUUCACAAUACAAAAAAAUACAUGAGAAUGUGAAAGAAAACAGUUUUUUUGAAACGUGUACACAUUUUUGAAACACAAAUGUUUUAAAACCACAAAUUUUAAAAACAAAAAUAUUUGGGAAUGCAAAUAAAAUAAAGAUUUUAAAUGUUUUGGGUUUUCAGUAAAAUUAUUGCUUGUUAUGAAGUUUUUUAAAACUUUUUUCAAUAAUUGUGUCCAUUCACAACAAAAAGUUUGAUACAACGGUUUUUUGCUUUAAAAGAUGUUCUUUGCAAAACAUUUUUGUCAAACAAAUAUUUUUUCAUUUUUCAUGUUUUUAAAAAUGUUUUGGGUUUUUAUUAAAAUUUUGUGCCAUUGA
Molecule: messenger RNA, 35000 nt
Organism: Xyrichtys novacula (pearly razorfish)
Lineage: Eukaryota; Metazoa; Chordata; Actinopteri; Labriformes; Labridae
Source: the annotation of a GenBank genome assembly